This is a messenger RNA of Daldinia caldariorum, 1521 nucleotides long. Its product is annotated as protein disulfide isomerase. Gene Ontology annotation, molecular function: protein disulfide isomerase activity. The record is from RefSeq and is a predicted model, not a curated record. Gene Ontology annotation, cellular component: endoplasmic reticulum. Lineage: Eukaryota; Fungi; Ascomycota; Sordariomycetes; Xylariales; Hypoxylaceae. The coding region runs from base 1 to 1521 and encodes 506 amino acids. The transcript is spliced from 3 exons. Gene Ontology annotation, biological process: response to endoplasmic reticulum stress; protein folding.
AUGUAUAAGGCUUGUAGCAUUCUUUUUGGCCUGCUUGCAGCCAGCACAGGCGUUCACGCUGCAGAUGCCGCAUCGGAUGUCACACAACUAAAUAAGGACACAUUUGACGACUUCGUCAAGGGCAAUGACCUGGUUCUAGCAGAGUUCUUCGCCCCCUGGUGUGGCCACUGCAAGGCUCUUGCGCCCGAGUACGAAGAGGCUGCUACCACGCUGAAGGAGAAGUCGAUCAAGUUAGCCAAGGUCGACUGCACAGAGGAGAGUGAACUCUGCCAAACAUAUGGUGUUGAGGGUUACCCGACGCUUAAGAUCUUCCGUGGUCUGGACAACAUCACUCCUUACACUGGCCAAAGGAAAGCUGCUGCGAUCACUUCGUAUAUGAUCAAGCAGUCUCUCCCCGCCGUUUCGCUUCUAACCUCGGAAACCCUCGAGGACUUCAAGACCGCCGAUAAGGUUGUCUUGGUCGCAUACAUCGAUGCCUCUGACAAGGCCUCUAACGAGACUUACACAAAGGUUGCUGAGAAGUACAGGGACUCUUACCUCUUCGGCGCCACCAACGAUGCUGCGUUAGCUAAAGCUGAGGGUGUUAAGGCGCCGGCUGUUAUUCUGUACAAGCAGUUCGAUGAGGGCAAGGCUACCUUUACGGAGAAGUUUGACGAGGAAGCUAUUGAGAAGUUCGCCAAGGUUGCUUCUACCCCCUUGGUUGGUGAGGUCGGCCCUGAGACCUACUCCGGCUACAUGUCUGCUGGUAUUCCUCUUGCCUACAUCUUCUCCGAGACUGCCGAGCAGCGAAAGGAACUUAGCGAUGCCCUGAAGCCCGUUGCCGAGAAGUACCGUGGCAAGAUCAACUUUGCUACCAUCGAUGCUUCGGCUUUCGGUGCCCACGCCAACAACCUUAACCUUAAGGCCGACAAGUUCCCUGCCUUCGCCAUCCAGGAGACUGUUAAGAACCAAAAGUUCCCCUUUGACCAGUCGAAGGAGAUUACCUUGGAGACUAUCAGCGCUUUUGUUGACGACUUCAGCGCCGGGAAGAUUGAGCCUAGCCUCAAGUCUGAGCCCAUUCCCGAGAAGCAGGAGGGCCCGGUCACAGUUGUGGUUGGCAAGACAUACGAUGAAAUUGUCUUGGACGACUCCAAGGAUGUCUUGAUCGAGUUCUACGCUCCCUGGUGCGGUCACUGCAAGGCUCUUGCCCCUAAGUACGAGGACCUCGCUUCUCUGUACGGCAAGAGCGACUUCAAGGACAAGGUCGUCAUCGCAAAGGUUGACGCCACCACCAACGAUGUCCCGGAUGAGAUUCAGGGAUUCCCCACCAUCAAGCUGUACCCCGCCGGUGCCAAGGGCAAGCCGGUCACCUACUCAGGCAGCCGAACUGUCGAGGAUCUGAUUGAGUUCGUCAAAGAGAACGGCAAGUACAAAGCCGACGUGUCGGUGAAGGAGGAGGAAGAGACCCCCGUUGCAUCGGGUGCAAGUGAGUCUUCGUCUACCAGCAGCGAGGCUGCCGAGACGACGCACGAUGAGUUGUAA